UUCGCCAGUCCCAAUUUCCACGCCUUCCUCCUUCCGUCCCUGCUACCCACGCGGUAGAAGAGAAGCCCAAAAGCCGCCGCCUCCGGUGAACGGGACACGUUUCCGAUUGCUCCGUAGUAUCACACCGACGGGAGGAGAAGCAGAGAGGAGGAAGUGAUGGCGUCUUCGGUGUCGGAGUCGGCGUUGGCUGAUGGGCCUGUGAUGACCAUGAUGAACAAGCGUCUCCGAGCCCUGCGCAAGAAGCACAACCGCAUCUUACAGAUGGAGGAGAGCAUCGCACAAGGGAAGCCGCUCAACAAGGAGCAGGAAGAGGUUCUCCGCUCCAAGCCCACAAUCCUCACUCUCAUCGACGAGUACGAGAAGCUUCAGGGUCCUCUCGCCGCAGCAGUCCAGGAGGAGCUCGACCGCGCCUCUUCCGACACCGCCCCUGCCGUAUCUCCUCCUCCUCCUCUCUCUACCCCUCAAGAAGAAACCCCUAUCCCUGCUGAUGACAAGGAAGAGCCGGAUCGGGCCGUGAUUGACAUUUUGACCUUGGCCUAUUUCGGGUGCCUGUUCGAUGUCAAGCCGCAGAGCGAGUUUGCGGCGAUGAUGUUGACCAGGACUCACGAGCGUGGCUGCUGCUUGACCUACGACUACGUGACGGACGAUGCCACCGACCUCCUUGGCGAGCAGGAUCUCGAUGCGAUAUCGACGCUUGGCUCCUUUCUAACUUCGCGGCCGGUCUAUUCAGUUGUCUCGCAUAAGGACGCUCUCCACGCCUGCCUUCAGCACGCAAAGCUCUGGCUUAUGAACGCUGAUCAGCCUAUCCAGCCUGGGGCAUCGCUCACCUAUUCUGGAUUGAGAGAAAAGUUGAACAAGAUUUUGGCUUCGGACUACUUCACCACUACGCCAGAAAUGAAGGCCCCUGGUGAUGUGGCAGCUGCUGUGGGGAAGUAUGGUGCUUCUUGUCAGGUUCAUAUUAGUGAGGCAACGACAGUGGCCUCAUCAGUAGGACAAUCUAAAGAUGUCCAAAUUCGAGUUGUGCCUGAGGAGGAUGAACAGCAAGAAUUUCAACCAAAUGAAGUUUACCUGGAUCAUGAACUUGGCCUUGCUGAUGAACAACUAAUCAUUGAUGAAAUAGACACCGUCAGCUUUCCAGCAGUUGCUGUAUCCAACCAAGAGCAAGAAAAACCAGAAAUAGUUUCAGAAAACCUAAAUGCUAGGGAUGUGGAGCAGAAAGAACACCAAUAUCAUUCGCGUAGGCCUUACCACAAUAAUCGAGGUGGAGUUCGUGGUGGUAUUGGUGGUCCUGGAGGCAGGAGAGGUUAUCGUGGUGGCCGAGGUGGUAUUGACAGCUACCAGAAUGGCUGGAGUCAGUACUAUGACUCCAACUACUACCCUAGAAACUAUUAUAGUGCUAAGGGAAGAGGGGGUCGAUCUGGUGGUUCAGCUAAUUAUACUAAUCACGGAAGUCAUGCCCCUUCCAAUCUUGAGCUGGAUACUAGUGCCUAGAUUUAAGAACUAGCUAUUUUACCUGAGGGGCACUAUCGAUUUAAGAACUAGCUAUAUAACCAACUCACGCAAAAUCUGUUGGCUUUUAGUGUUAUAUAUUGGAUGCAUCUCCUUGGAUUUUGGGUAAUGAAUCUUGAACUACUGAUAACUUGUUUAGAAAGCACUAAAAGAUAAAUUUGUUUAGAGAACAUAUCUGUCUAAUGCGUGGUAAUUCGAUAUCCUUGUGUUACCUUUAUUAUUUUA
Molecule: messenger RNA, 1734 nt
Organism: Zingiber officinale
Lineage: Eukaryota; Viridiplantae; Streptophyta; Magnoliopsida; Zingiberales; Zingiberaceae
Exons: 4
Coding region: 157-1491 (444 amino acids)
Source: RefSeq, a predicted model, not a curated record